Dentiscutata heterogama is the source of this 335-nucleotide messenger RNA. NCBI's taxonomy places the organism in Eukaryota, Fungi, Glomeromycota, Glomeromycetes, Diversisporales, Gigasporaceae. The record is from the annotation of a GenBank genome assembly.
AAUUGGGUUUUACAAAGAAAGCUCGAGAUCAAAAUAUUGCCCGUAUAGGGUUUGUCUCGGCUGAACUUACAAAAGCCGGUGCUGCUGUUAUUGCUGCACCAAUCGCUCCGUAUGCAGAUGCACGAGCUCAUGUAAAGCAAUCAAUAGAACAAUAUGGCGGAUUCUAUUUGAUUCAUGUUAAUUCACCUCUAGAACACUGUAUUGCAACUGAUAGAAAAGGUGUCUACAAGAAAGCACAAGCUGGUGAAAUUAAAGGUUUUACAGGCAUUGAUGACCCAUAUGAAACACCAACUGAUCCGGAUAUUGUAGUUGAUCCAAGAUGGUUACAUUGGUGA